Aspergillus caelatus is the source of this 1989-nucleotide messenger RNA. Its product is annotated as DUF2434 domain-containing protein. The transcript has 2 exons. Bases 392 to 1879 code for a protein of 495 amino acids. The record is from RefSeq and is a predicted model, not a curated record. NCBI's taxonomy places the organism in Eukaryota, Fungi, Ascomycota, Eurotiomycetes, Eurotiales, Aspergillaceae.
UUUCUACAAACUGCAAUCACUGAACAGAAGUUAGACAUGGUUCCCUUUCGGAGCUUAUUUAUGGUUCCUUGUGGCUGGCCUGUGGUACGGUAUGUGUCAAUUUAUACGAUCCUGAACCGCGGAUCCGAUUAGGUCUCCUCCUUGGAACGCAGAACCACUCUGCGCAUCAUAGAUUGUGCCCUGAGUGCGACCUCAUCGCUCGUCAUAGCCUCUAUCCGACUCCGGGUCUUCCGCGGUUGCAAUAAUGCUGCUCGAAACUUGUUACUAUGUGUCCUAUCCUUGUCAAGGCGCAAUUGCCGCCAACGGUGCCCGCGAUGAGAACGCGGUAUUGAGCUGUCGUACAGAGGAAAUUGUAGCGACUGACGGGCUGUAAAGGUACAACUCAUUCAUUAUGACGCUGUUGUACAUAAGGGGGCUAGCCCCCUACCAACCAGGUGACAACGGCACCGAUGUGAUCAUCAACGAAGUUCACUUCAAUCGAACCGCGCUAGACACCUACAACUACAGGCUCUACACCAACGGGACACUAUCCAAUGGCACGAACUGCUUCCUAGCCUUCCAGCGAUUCAGACCUCACAUGUUCGCUGAGAACGGCACAUUCAUCAACGGAACAUCGUGCUACGCGCCCAUCAAUGAUAUCGGCCAACAUGCGUCCCUCGGUCUAGCAUAUGCCCUGAUGUUCGUCAUCACCAUCUUCCUUAGUCUCAUCAACCUCCGCAAGCAUGGCCGCAGCUACCUACCGCACGAUCGCCGCUGGAACAUCGUAAGCCGACGACUAAAAUGGUGCUGGCUCAUAUUCGUCGCCGUCUGCGGCGCCAUCAGCUGCUUCAUGAGCAUCGACGUCGAUAGAAACUACCUCCAAAGCGCACCUUUAAUCCUCCAAAGCGUAUUUUACACCCUCCUAACACCAGGCUUAAUGGCCGCAGUCUGGGAAGCCGUCCGACACUGGGCAAGCUGGCAGGCCCGCCAAAUUCACGACCGCGACCCCUACGCCUUCACCAAAACCAGCACACGCAAAUGGCAGGAAAUCCUCCUCCCCAUCCUCUUCUACAUCCUCGCCCUCCUAAACUUCAUCCUCACCGUUCCCCGCAGCUGGUCCGCAAUCGAGCUCCAACGCAGCGAAGAACAGCAAACCAUCAACGCCCGCCCAGUGGCAACAGACACCCGCUGGCGCGCAGCAGGGUUCGUAGCCCUCGCCGGCAUGCUGGUGAUAACUUACAGCCUCGAACACAGCAUUUACCGGUACAAGCCCCGCCCAUCAAGCACAGGCGGCCAACUCCUCUUCUACCUAAACGCCGCACCCUCCCAAUUUCUCCUCGCCAUCGCCAUCCUUGGGAUCAAAAUCGGCUAUGCCAUCGCCUCAGCCUUCGAUUGGACCGUCUCGCCACUGAAAUACGACGUUCAGUCCGGCUGGAUCUACGGCCUAGGCUAUACACCCGCCCUACUCAUCAUUCUCAUCUUCAAUAUCUGCGGCUACUGCGAGCUAAACGAAGACAAGGCACUUAUCGCGCAGCGCGGGGAACUAGAAUCCGGAUUAGCUAGCGACGUGGGUAUCGGACAGAGGAAUCCACCGUGGUGGAAGAAGCAACGACUGCGUUCGUUUGCGAGGGAGAUUACAGGUCGGGGAUCCCCGAUAGACCGGGACAGGGAGGAUAUGGCCCGGUAUGUCGAGAUGGGGAUCAUCAAACCGCAAGAGCAGAGCGGGGAUAGAGUCGUGGGGAUCUCAGAGCUGAACAAGGAGGAACCCCGCAUUAUGACGCGGCAGGCAACGAGUAUGGGGGAUGAUGGUUCGGAGUCGCCGCUGGAUCAGAUUGAGUAUGUUGUGCAACCGGAGCGGGAUGCAUCUCCGCAGCCCGACCCCAGGGGAAAGGAUGUAUGAGAGGGGGGUUUGCAUUGUAUGCAGGUAUAAUGGGGCGUGUUAUUAUAGAGGUUUUAAUUGCUUUCUGGAAACGGGGUUGGGUAAUUAGUCAAUGGGUUUUCAGGGGACUU